Messenger RNA from Durusdinium trenchii, 2415 nucleotides. Lineage: Eukaryota; Dinophyceae; Suessiales; Symbiodiniaceae. The record is from the annotation of a GenBank genome assembly.
AUGGCGGCGCCACCAGGAGGGCUAGCCAUUUUAGUCGAUGAGAAGCGAGUGAAUGAGCUACUUCAGCAGAAAAGCGGGCUAAAAGCCUUGCUUCGGUCAACCUUCAACACUGUGCUUUUCGUUCUAUUUUUGCUCCUCUUCACCUCCUUGGCCUUGAGUGAACCCUUAUACAAGAUGCGAGCCUUUGAGGGCUAUUUGCGGAAGCGGUUUGAUUCAUCAGCAGCAAUUCCUCUAAAGGAUGUCUACUCAGUAGAGAGCUUUUGGAGAUAUCACAAUGAGUCCUUCAUGCCCGCCAUCUAUGGGCAAGAUACUGCCAAGUAUUCAUACCCUGGAGCGGUGGUGGCCACGUGGUUACAAGUAGAUGGACCAAACUAUCUCUAUGGCAUGGGAAGGGUGCGUGCCUUAAACGUGAAGCCCAAUGCAGAUUGCCGGGUGGCACAGCAGUUUCAGAGUUACUUCCCAACUUGCUACGGACCCUUCAGUCUUCAUGCAUUAGAUCGGGAGCGAUACGGCCCCGGAAAUGAUGAGGGCGUGCCUUCCUGGUCCUUUGGUGGAGAUCCUGAGGGGGAGAGUUAUACUGGAAUCCUUGCAACUUAUCCACCCGGAGGAUACAUCGAGACAUUCACUCCUGACUAUCUCACCACCAAUGCCAACUUCUACACCAUGCGGACCGACGGCUUUUUGAGUGAAAAGACCAGAGUGGUUUUCCUCGAAUUCACAAUCUACAACUUCAACUUGGGUCUUUACGGCGUGUGCCGCAUCGUCUUCGAGAUCGCUGCGGCGGGCGACUGGACCCAGACCUUUGAGAUCGAUGUGUUGAUGCAACGGAAUUUGCAACCACUGGGCUCCGGGUCAACAGAGGAUUGGCUUUUCCUCAUCUUGGAGGCAGCACUUCUGCUCUUUGUGAUCCGCUAUGUCUUGGAGGAGGCUGCAGAAUUCGUUGGCUUUGAAUCCAAGAACGGCAAGAUGCGGCUGACCAUCAAGUGGGACUACUUUUUGGAUGCCUGGAACAUCUUGGAUUGGUUUAACCUUAUAAUGAUGAUUAUCACUGUUUGCUACAAGAUUGACACCUGGGCGAAAGCAGGAGCACUUUACGUGAUCUCUCCAGCUGAUUGGAAUGCUGUCACGCGCGACAUGUAUUCCAAUUUUCAUGGAGUAUCAUCAAACAUACGUCAAGUGCACAGCCUGGUGGCCUUCAACACCAUUUUGACGUGGUUCAAGGCAGUGAAAUACAUCAACAUCAUUCCCUAUGUGACAACCUUCAUGCAGACUGUCUCCAUAUCGCAGGUCAACCUUGGAUCUUGGAUCGUGGUCUUUUGUUGCACUCUCACUGGCUUCGUAUUGGCUUUUAGUACUGCCUUUGGCGCGGAUGUGUCCGCUCUUCGUACUCCUUUUCAGGCCUUUGUUUUCAUCAUGCUGACGAUCCUGGGGAACAGCGACGUUUCGGUGAUCUAUGAAGUGGCUCCAUUUCUGGGUUCCUUAUUGAUCAUCAUUUAUGUGGUGGGCAUUUUCUUCGUGAUCAUGAACCUGUUCUAUGCCAUUAUUGUCAGCACCCUGUCGGAUGCAAAGAUGGAAGAGGAUGCCAAGCAGAAGAAGAAAUGGGCCGUGAUGGGAGAUCGUAUCAACGACACCUGGAAGGCCCUGAACCGCGGUGGGAAGCUGGAAAAGCAGUUCCGGAGCUGUUUCCCAGGCCUAUACUCACGUCUCAUGAGGAGACAGAAGCGGAUUGAGUUGAAGGAGAAGGCGCGAGAUGAUAUGGUGCUUGCUAAAGAGAUGAAGUUACGAAGGGAAGAUAUGAGUUUGGCCUUGGGUCCUGGCAGCAGUGCAUGGGGCCGCCGCCCCAAGCGUCAACUGGCCACGGUGGCCAUGGAGGACAAGGAGUCUGACAGCGAUGCCUCAGAGCCCGAUCUCGGCCCAUGUCCACUUCGAUCAUCUGACCAGCUGCGCGAGAAGGAAGACAAUCUCUUUGCACCGGUGAUGGAUGAUGAGCCUACUGAGCAGGACCUCACAGACGAGGGAAUCGAUUUGGUCAUCGAUGCUACACGCCAUGUGGCUUUUGGCGUGGUGGAGCGAACCAAGGGCGCUCGGGGUGUGCUCUUCGGAGAGAUGUCCGAGUCCAUGGAUGUCUUGAACAAUGUGGCCACAGUGCUGGAGGUCCUUGGGAAACGCACUCGCGACCUCGAAGCCCAACAGCGACAGAUUCUGAGGAGGAGGCCCACUGAAUUGUUCAUAGUCUUGGACUGCUCUCGGAAUUGCGAUUCUUGCGGAGUCUGGCAGGUUUGGGGCUUGGAAGAGAUCCACCGAUGGCAACCGCCCGAAGCGACAGCUGUGCUGAAGCGGUUGGCACGUCAGAGCCGCUGGGACCUGGCGCUGGAGGUUCUGCAACUCAUGAUGCCCAGCUGCACUGGCAACUAA